Messenger RNA from Myotis davidii, 1510 nucleotides. It is a transcript of the gene FOXN3, whose product is annotated as forkhead box N3. Bases 126 to 1346 code for a protein of 406 amino acids. Gene Ontology annotation, cellular component: nucleus. Lineage: Eukaryota; Metazoa; Chordata; Mammalia; Chiroptera; Vespertilionidae. Gene Ontology annotation, molecular function: DNA-binding transcription factor activity; cis-regulatory region sequence-specific DNA binding. The transcript is spliced from 7 exons. Gene Ontology annotation, biological process: regulation of DNA-templated transcription. The record is from RefSeq and is a predicted model, not a curated record.
AGAAGCAUCAUCUCCCGGAAGACCGCGGUUCUGGUGACAAUGGAGGCUUCUCUGUCCUUCCCGUGACUGGAGCAAUGCUGACCUCGGUUUCCUGGACCCAUUCUGACUCAGGAGCCUUCACCUAAAUGGGUCCAGUCAUGCCUCCCAGUAAGAAGCCAGAAAGCUCAGGAAUUAGCGUCUCCCGUGGGCUGAGUCAGUGUUACCGGGGCAGCGGCUUCUCCAAGGCCCUUCAGGAAGACGAUGACCUCGACUUUUCUCUGCCCGACAUCCGAUUAGAAGAGGGGGCCAUGGAAGAUGAGGAGCUGACCAACCUGAACUGGCUGCACGAGAGCAAGAACUUGCUGAAGAGCUUCGGGGAGUCGGUGCUCCGGAGCGUCAGCCCCGUCCAGGACCUGGACGAUGACACGCCCCCGUCGCCCGCCCACUCUGACAUGCCCUACGAUGCCAGGCAGAACCCCAACUGCAAGCCCCCCUACUCCUUUAGCUGCCUCAUAUUUAUGGCCAUCGAGGACUCUCCGACCAAGCGCCUGCCAGUAAAGGAUAUCUACAACUGGAUCUUGGAACAUUUCCCGUAUUUUGCAAAUGCACCUACUGGGUGGAAAAACUCCGUGAGACACAAUUUGUCGCUGAAUAAGUGUUUUAAGAAGGUGGACAAAGAGAGGAGUCAGAGUAUUGGGAAAGGGUCAUUGUGGUGCAUAGACCCGGAGUAUAGACAAAAUCUAAUUCAGGCUUUGAAAAAGACACCUUAUCACCCACACCCUCAUGUGUUCAAUACACCUCCCGCCUCUCCUCAGGCAUAUCAAAGCACAUCAGGUCCACCCAUCUGGCCGGGCAGUACCUUCUUCAAGAGAAAUGGAGCCCUUCUACAAGAUCCUGACAUUGAUGCUGCCAGUGCCAUGAUGCUUUUGAAUACUCCCCCUGAGAUACAAGCAGGUUUUCCGCCAGGAGUGAUCCAGAACGGAGCACGGGUUCUGAGCCGAGGGCUGUUUCCCGGAGUCCGGCCAUUGCCAAUCACUCCCAUCGGAAUGACGGCCGCCAUGAGAAUCAGGUCACUUGCCAAAUCAGAACUAGGGUCCUGCGCCAGCGUGGAUGUCUGCUCCCACUGGCUCUGCUGCCUCCCUGCCCACUCCCGCCCACCCAGCCACCACCAGCCAUCUGCAGAACCUUCCAGGUCUCCCACCCCAUCACCCAGCACCCAUCCCCAUCCCCCCGUCUUCUGGAGCCAUAUUUGUUCCCCAGAUAUGUCUGGGAUUUGCCCGUCUUAUUCAAGCCGUGUCCUCCCCGUAGGUUUCCCUCAGCCUCCACACACACGGCAGCACGUCCUUCAGGACCCGUCACGAACAUGAUCCCCUCACAGACCUUUUCUGAACACGGCAUCCGCUACAGGAAUGAAUUGCCGCUGCAGAGAUGAAGAGGCGUUAGGGUGAUGGAGGAACAGGAAACGCACAGGGAGGGCAUGUCCCUUCUUCCUCCACCCCUCCCCAGCCUCUCUGUGGCACCCCCUCUUGUC